AAACCUGAUGCUGAUGAACAGAGAGAGAGAGAGAGAGAGAGAGAGGGAGAGUGGGUUUGGGGUAGAGGGACAGACAGAGAGAUACAGCACCACUGGAGAGAUGAUGAGAGCACGCUGACAUUACGAACACCGAGCUGAAGAUCAGACAGCAGGUAGAUGAAUGAAUACAAGAUGACACCAGUGAGAAUCAUGCUGUUCCUGUGGGGUCUCCUGUGCAUGUGUGUGUCAGUGGGGAGUGUGUCGGAGCUGUGUAAAGGUUCUCGCUGCUUGGAGUUGGGGGAGUCCAGACCAUGUUCAGGGUCACAGUGUGGCUCGGGCAGACCAACACGUCAACACAACCCUUUAUCACGCAGCAGAUCUGCACCAACCCACCAACAUGCAGUCUCACACCUUCCUUCAGCAGACAUGCUGGAGUCACACACAGCUUCUCAUUCUCACACUAGGGAAAGGAUGCGGCUUGCCGAAGUCGCAGGUCACACGUGCUCUGGAGCGGAUUGCAUUACCACCAAAAGACCACCGCAGGCCAUUAAUGAUACACGAGAGUGCAGGGGGCUGGAGUGCAGACUGCCUUUGAGGAUCAGAACCAAGCCCAGAGUGAGGCCGUGCCCUCCAGACGGCUGCGGACCUGGCUCAGACGACGCUCCCGUGCACGUUCCGGACAGAGCUGCUCAGUUUCUGGGGGAAUUUCCGGAUAUCGGAUAUCCUUCGUCGGAACUUGGAGGUGCACCGCUGGGAGUGCAGCUUACAUGUGACAUCAAACCAGGAGAGAACGAGGUUCCCUCGGAAGAUGCCCUUGUCCUGCACCUGCAGCUCUCCAAAGGCCAGGAGAAGUUGGUGGAGGCACUGCGGGUGCAGCAGUUAGUGAUCCGCGACCUACAGCAGCGUCUGGAAGAGCAGCAGGGAGCGCUUCUGGCCCAGCAGCGUGAGAUCCUAGAGCAGCAGCGGCGCAUGUACGAGCAGAUGGACGUGGUGAAAGCGCAGUACGGCAUGCUGUCCGAGACCGUCAAGCAGGUGUCCUUUCAGGGCCUGCAGGGGGAGCUGCAGAGUUAUUUGGAAAGCCAGCUGGCCGGCGUGCAGAGCCAAGCUCGCAGCCACCUGCAGAAGUCGUAUGCCGUGCAUAAAACGGAUGCCAAGAUGAUAGACGUGACCGGGGACACGGAUCACGCUCUGCUCGGCUGUCGCAGCGCAUGUGGUCCUGAAGAGUACUGCAAUUUUCAAUUGCAGCCACCGCAGUGCCAACAGUGCACCAUGUGUCCACCUGGGUUCUUCCUGGUGUCUCAGUGUUCACCCAAUGCUGACAGGAUUUGCCAGGACAGAGAUGAAUGCCUGGAAAUCCCAACCGUGUGUGGAGAGAGAGUGAAAUGCCUCAAUACACCAGGUGGCUUCCGGUGCUUGGGCAUGUCCGAACGAGAGAUCUCUGCAGGCCUGUGUGGUCAUGAGUACUUCUACAAUCAGGAGCUACAGGAGUGCCAAGCAUGUUCAGACUGCGAUGGGGAGCCCAUAGCCGUUCCGUGUAGCACCGUGAGUGAUACAGUGUGUGGCGUGAUCUCAGAAAACACAUUCUCGCAGUCUUGGUCCGCCUCGGUCACUUUACCCCCAGCUCGAACAAAAAGCAGUGCCGUGUUCCCAGGUCUGCAGCUGAGCGUAAUGGGAAAGGAGGGGAGUGACCUUCUGGUCAGCCGUGAUGGUUCCAUCAGCCUCAAUCAGCACGGUCUGCUCUGGCUGGAUCACAACUUUGCCUUGAAGCACAGUUGCCGCAACUUUCUGCAGGUUGGUGUGAGGCUUAGUGGUGGCAGUGAGGAGGAAGGUCGCGACCUCAGUGGUGUACGGGUGGAGCAGCCAGAGAGGAAGCACUUCCAGGGUGUGAGUGUGAGUGCAGCAGCUGAGGUGGAGCCCAACCAGACUCUGUGGCUGCUUCUCAAGAGCCCAAACCAGCACUGCAACCAGAGCAAAGAACUGCAGCUUUAUGAGCUCGGAUCUUCAGCGUUCAGCCUGCUGUGGCUGUCACAUGACACCGGAGCCGUUUCAAUGACUGCUCAGACAUCUACGGCACCUCACUACCACGGUAACUAUCGGCCAUCCUUUCGUGUUGCUACUGUCUCUGACCCCUAUGUAGUGGCACUGACUCAUGAUAACCGCGGAAUUCGCUUCACUGAGCGAGGCGUUGUCAAGUUCGUCCUGCAGCAGGCACUUUAUGCCAUGGGCCACACGUGCGUCCGUGAAGGCUUCUCGCUAGUCGCCUACAUUAAUGGAAAUGGGACCAACCAGGAAGUAAUGCGCUCAUUUAAAUCCGGUGUCAACUAUCGGGACACCUCCAUCACCUUGUCUGCUACUACCAUCGUAGACUCGGGUGACUGGCUAAACUUUGAGAUUCUCACUCCGUCGCAGUGCAAUGUCCGAUACUUUGGAGACAGCUCUGGAAUUAGCAUGCUAAGUCUUCUCUGGAUUCCAGGUGCCAUUUCCUCAUCGCUAAUGGCCACCGUGUCCAGGACAGGCCUUCCAUCGGGAGCUGUGAGGAACAAACCUUUGUUGUUUCAGCAGCUUGGUCCGGAUGCCGAACACAUCCGGCUUGCUGGCGCGGGACACCAACACCCACAGAGGAAUUUUGUUUUCCAAGAAGCCGGGACAGCCAACGUGGCACUCACUGUAAAGCUGAUCCACUCAUGCAACGUGGUGAAGCUGGUGCUACAUCAGCAGGGCCAGGACAGGACGACUUCGGGUCCUGUGGCGCAGCAGGUUGGGGGUCAGAUGCCCGAGGGAAGCGAGUGGACCAGUGUUGGAGUCAGAGCGUCUUUCGAGGUCCAGAACGGCACAGCCAUUUACAUCACGCUGGACUGCAUACGCGGACGCAUCAAUCAAAUCACUCAUGACGAAGGUGCCAACCUUUCCAUCCUCUGGGUGGCUGCGUGACACCAGGAUUUCACCGCGUCUCAAUUCUUGCUCUUGUCAGAAACAGGUGCUUUCAGAAAAUCAUGGCCUUUGUUGUCGUAUGCACAGAAAAACGAGGUACGCUAUAGAAUGAAUUCCUUAUCUGUGGUCGCAAUUUAACACCAUUUAUAAUGAAAAGAAAUAUAAAUAGAACAAUAUAAAAAAAAAAAAAAAAAAUGGUGCUUCAAGAAAUGUGGUCUGGCCUAAACUGAACAAAUGGUUGGCAGGGUUAAUAUUCAAAAAUGUUGAAAUAUGAUAUCUAUAUAAUGCAAAGGUGCUAUUUAAAUCGAGUUAUAUCCUUU
This is a messenger RNA of Ictalurus punctatus (channel catfish), 3230 nucleotides long. RefSeq names its product NELL (neural EGFL like) family member 3 (gene nell3). Gene Ontology annotation, molecular function: calcium ion binding; protein binding. Lineage: Eukaryota; Metazoa; Chordata; Actinopteri; Siluriformes; Ictaluridae. The transcript is spliced from 5 exons. Bases 157 to 2910 code for a protein of 917 amino acids. The record is from RefSeq and is a predicted model, not a curated record.